Molecule: messenger RNA, 1305 nt
Organism: Australozyma saopauloensis
Lineage: Eukaryota; Fungi; Ascomycota; Pichiomycetes; Serinales; Metschnikowiaceae
Gene: MRS2
Product: Mrs2p
Exons: 1
Coding region: 1-1305 (434 amino acids)
Biological process (GO): mitochondrial magnesium ion transmembrane transport
Cellular component (GO): mitochondrial inner membrane
Molecular function (GO): magnesium ion transmembrane transporter activity
Source: RefSeq, a predicted model, not a curated record
AUGUACAGAUUUCUACCCCGGCUUCUGUACCGACAUACCUUUCACCUCCGACUACCCCACAGAGGGCUCAAAGCGCCAGCAGCAUCUCCCAAAGGUCUUCUAGCGGUCCCCGAUAUAGAUGGUGCUGCCCUUCUACGCCAGGUGAAGCCUGCAGUUCCUAAUGAUCUGUAUGUUUCUUGUACGACAUUCGAGAGUCUGGGAAAGAUCACCUCUGUGCUGAAAAAGUAUCCCAAAGUGCAAUUCCUCAAUGACAACAAGUUGUACCCUAGAGAUUUGCGCAAGGUUGACUCAUCUUCGAUCGAUGUGGCACCUUCGAUUAUGGUCAGACAGAAUAAUGCUAUCAUAGUCAACUUGCUACAUAUCAAGGCCAUCAUUCAAAAGGACAAUUUGAAAGUGUUUGACACUGUCAACUUGCAAGCUGCAAAUAAGUUGGGGUUGUUCAUGUACGAUCUAGAGCUCAAAUUGAAGACGCCUAGCUCUCUUCCAUUUGAGUUUAAAGCCUUGGAGUGUAUCCUCAUCAGCGUUUUGAGUUAUCUCGAGGCAGAAUUGCAAACUCAUAUGUCUGCCUGUGGCAAGAUUCUUGCGGAGCUCGAGGACCACAUUUCGAGAGAAAACUUGCAGGAGCUUCUUAUCAAACUGAAGACACUCACCAGUUUCUAUCAACGUGCCACCUUGAUUCGUGAUGUUCUUGAGGAACUCCUCGACAAUGACGAGGACCUUAACGAUUUAUACUUAACCAGUUCAAAAAAGUUCGAUCCAUCUAGUGGUAACACAGACUACUCCGACGCUGAGAUGAUUUUAGAAACGUACUAUCGACAUUGCGAUGAAGUGGUGCAACAGGCUGGGUCGCUUAUUAGUGACAUUAAAGCAACAGAAGAAAUUGUAAAUAUUAUUUUAGACGCGAACCGGAAUUCGCUUAUGUUGUUUGAACUCAAGGUCACGAUCUACACCUUGGGCUUCACAGUGGCCACGCUUACUCCAGCAUUCUACGGAAUGAAUUUGAAAAACUACAUCGAAGAGUCGAAUCUCGGCUUCGGACUAGUUGUUGUUUUCUCCAUCAUUCAGGGGAUAAUUAUCACUAUUUGGAACUUCAAAAAACUUUACAGAGUGCAGAAGAUGACCAUGAUGUCAAAUGCACCUACAUCCAUAAAAAGCGUGAUUCUUAAUCGCAACUACAGACCUUAUCUGUGGCGCCGGAAGUGGACCCGGGCUCUUUAUGGCAAUAAGAGAGAAUACAAUACCCCGACUAAAAAUGAAAGGGAUGCCAUUUGGCAAAUGAUUAACGAUGACAAAAACAUGAGAUAG